Insectozyma verbasci is the source of this 2871-nucleotide messenger RNA. The record is from the annotation of a GenBank genome assembly. NCBI's taxonomy places the organism in Eukaryota, Fungi, Ascomycota, Pichiomycetes, Serinales, Debaryomycetaceae.
AUGUCAAUACCACCAUCUAAUUCAAAUAUAUUGGAUCAAACUAAUUUAGAUGAAAAUCUACAAGCUUUAAAUUUAAAUAAUUUUGGUUCAAAUAUAAAAAAAAAAUCAAAAAGACCCAUGAGAGCUUAUCAUUCAGAUUUUAAUACUCCAAUUAUAUCACCAUCAAAUCAAUCUCCACUAAUACCUCAACAAUCACAAUUUAAUAAUCAAAUACCUCAACAACUGCAAUUUAAUCAACCUCAAACUUAUAAUGAACCACAACUACAACCACAGCUACAACCACAACCACAACCACAACCACCAUUUGCUGAAUCAAUGAAUAUUCAAGAUAUGAAUAAUUUAGAUUCUCAUUCAUCAAAUCUUUCACUACAAGCAUUUAGAUAUUUAAAUCAAAAAGAAUAUGAUACUCCAAAUGAUCAAGGUCAAUAUAAAUCAUUUUUAACAUUUUCUGACACAUUACCACCAGAUUCAACAACUCAAUUUCAUUCAUUAGAUCAAGGUUCGGCUUCUUCAAAAUUCAUGAGAUCUACAUUUUAUUACGUCCCUGUAUCUGAACAAUUAAGACUGGCUACUAAAUUACCAAUGGCAAUUACAAUUAGACCAUUUGCACCAUUAUUGCAAACUGAAGAAUCUGUGCCGUUGGUUGAUUUUAAUAAUAGUGAAGAAUUAGCAAAUCAACAACCUGAAGAUCCAUUAAGUAUAGGUCCAUUAAGAUGUCAUAGAUGUAGAGCAUAUGUAAAUUCAUCAAUGCAAUUUACUCAUAAUCAAAAAUUUAUAUGUAAUAUUUGUCAAUUUUCAAAUAAUCAAGUUCCAAAUGAUUAUAUGUCAGUAUUAGAUUCGAGAGGUUAUAGAAUUGAUAAGUUUCAAAGACCUGAAUUACAUAAAAGUGUAUAUGAUAUAAAAGUUCCAAAAGAAUAUAAUUUUGGAGGUGGUGAAAAGGAUUCAAAACCAUUACAUGUUGUAUUUUUAAUUGAUAUUACUGAAAAUAGUAUAAAACAGAAUUUACCAAAUGUUGUAAGUGAUGCUAUUAGAGCUACUUUAUUUAAUAAUGAAGAAUUAACAGGUGUUAAAAUUGCUCUUAUUGCAUUUGAUAAAAGAUUACAUUUUUUCAAUUUAUCUUCCAAAUUAGAAACUACUCAAAUUUCCAUAUCUUCUGAUUUAGAUGAUCCUUUUGUACCAUUUGAUGACGGGUUAUUCGUGGACCCAGAAGAUAGUCAAUUUGUAAUUGAAGACGCAUUAAAUUAUAUUGAACAUAUAGGAGAUGAUCAAAUUAUAGAUCUAGAACCAUGUUUUACAUCAGCGUGUAGAACAGCUGGUCUUUGUCUAGAAUCUGUUGGGGGUGGUAAAAUUAUUUCAAUAUUAUCUAAUUUACCAUCAUGGGGUCCAGGAGGAUUAAAAAUUAAAGAUAAUAAAUCAAUUGGAAGAAAUCCAACUCCCGAAAUUGAAAAAAAAUUAUUAUUACCAGAUAAUGAAUAUGUUAAAAUAAUGGGUAGGGAUUUUGUUGAAAAAAGUAUUGGUAUUGAUAUUCAUAUUGUUUCUCAUACUCCGGUUGAUUUAUCAAAUUUAGGUUGGUUAGCUUCAAUUACUGGUGGUGAAUUAACGAGAUGGCCAAAUUUUAGUUUAAAAAGAGAUGGUAGAUUUUUAACUUCUAAAUUAAUAAAUUCAUAUAAAAAUGUUACUGGAUAUCAAGGACAAUUGAAAUUAAGAUGUUCAAAUGGUUUACAAGUGGCUCAAUAUUAUGGAACUGCAUCAUCUGAGGCUGUAAAUGUCCAAGAUCCAAUAAUUCCAAUAUUGAAUAAAAAUCAAACAUUUACUAUACUUUUACAAUAUGAUGGAAAGUUGAGUACUAAAUUAGAUUGUCAUUUUCAAGCAGCAUUAUUAUAUACUGAUCCAAAUGGAGUUAGAAAAGUUAGAGUUAUAAAUUUGGUACUUGCUGUUACGAAAUCACUUGAGGAUGUUUUCCAUUUCACUGAUGAAAAUGCAAUUAUUACAACUUUAAUAAGGGACUCGUUAUCUUUCAUAGGCAAACAAUCAACUUCAGAAUUAAGAGAAUCUUUAAAUAAUAAAUUAGUUGAUAUUUUUACCCAAUAUCGUGCAAUGUAUGAAUAUGGUCAUAAUAAAUCAAAAACACUAACAAAUAAAUUAUUAUUUCCAGAUUCAUUAAAACAUUUACCUUUAUAUAUAUUAAGUUUUUUAAAAACAAAUGCUAUUAAAUCAAAUACAACAAUAGAUUCAAGAUUAAGUAAUCUUUAUAAUUUGUUAAAUAUGCCAGUAGAAAGAUUAGUAUAUCAUUUAUAUCCGGCAUUAAUUGAAGUACAUUCAAUUAAUGAAGAAGGAUAUAUUAAUGAAGAAACUGGAUUUAUUUCACUACCACAAUUUAAAGAAUUGAGUGUUAAAUCAUUAGAUCAUAGUGUUUAUAUAUUAUGUAAUGGUUAUAAUGUGUUUAUUUACAUUGAUCCACAUUCAAAUAUUUUAUUACUUAAAGAUUUAUUCGGUGAACAAAUUGAAGAUGUAAAAGAUAUAGAUCCAUUGAUCGAUGAAUUACCAGAAUUAAAUACUGAAAUAUCUCAACAAAUAAGGAAUAUAGUGAAAUAUUUCCAAUUUAAUAUCAUUGGAGCUAAUUGUAAUUGUAUAAAUAUAGUUAGAAAAGAUAUAGAUGGGUCUGAAAUUGAAUUUAGGGAAAAUUUAAGAGAUGAUCAAUUAAGUACUAUUAUGUCUCAAGGUCCAAGUUAUUCUGAAUAUUUGAUUAAUUUACAUAAAGCAAUUAGAAAUAUUUUGGAUUCAGAUAAGGCUUCACAGAGUAUAAAACUGUCGAUUUCAAAUGUAGAACAUGAUAAUUCAACAUUAGCACAAAGAUAUAUACAUUUUUAA